Messenger RNA from Penicillium odoratum, 1353 nucleotides. It is a transcript of the gene pmi1, whose product is annotated as mannose-6-phosphate isomerase pmi1. Bases 1 to 1353 code for a protein of 450 amino acids. Gene Ontology annotation, cellular component: cytosol. Gene Ontology annotation, biological process: GDP-mannose biosynthetic process; carbohydrate metabolic process. The record is from RefSeq and is a predicted model, not a curated record. The transcript is spliced from 4 exons. Lineage: Eukaryota; Fungi; Ascomycota; Eurotiomycetes; Eurotiales; Aspergillaceae. Gene Ontology annotation, molecular function: zinc ion binding; mannose-6-phosphate isomerase activity.
AUGCAGAUUCCUUUACUUCGGUUACAAUGUGGCAAGGUCGGCGAGACCUCCGCUGCAGCUCGGUAUGCGGCCACAACUGCCGCUCAAGAUUUCGCGAUCGAGGCUGAGAAGCCCUAUGCGGAGCUGUGGAUGGGCACUCACCCCUCCCUGCCCUCGAAAGAUGUCGAAACUCAACGGACCCUCCUCGAUCUCGUCCAAGACAACCAAGCUUUACUUUCGACAGAGAUCAGCGAGCGCUAUGGCGGUCGUCUUCCUUUCCUCUUCAAGGUGCUUUCUAUUCGCAAGGCACUCAGCAUCCAGGCCCACCCCAACAAGAAGCUUGCAGAGCAGCUUCAUGCCCGGGAUCCCAAGAACUACCCUGAUGACAACCAUAAGCCUGAGAUGACCAUCGCCAUCACACCCUUUGAGGGGCUAUGCGGCUUCCGCCCCCUCGCCGAGAUAAUACACUUCCUGCAAGCAAUCGAGCCCCUCCGCACCUUGAUCGGCGACCAGGUCGCCAGUGAAUUUGAGAAGAUUGUGAAGGGGAACGAAGAGUCAGGGGAUGGAACUAUCGUGCAGCGAAACAAGGACGCCUUACGAGCUAUGUUUACCUCGCUGAUGGAGUCAUCUUCGGAGAAGAUCGAAGCUGCCUCAAAGGCCCUGAUCGCAUUGGCAGAGAGCUCGCCGGCGAGCUUCGGUACCCUUCCUGAGGUUGAGACUAACCCUAGCGACCCGGCUGAGUUGGCUGCCAUCAUCCAGCGACUCAACGGACAGUUCCCCAACGAUAUUGGCCUGUUUGUGUUCUUCUUCCUUAACUUCAUCAAGCUCGAGCCCGGCGAGGCGAUGUUCUUGAAGGCCGAUGACAUCCACGCCUAUGUCUCUGGUGAUAUCAUCGAGUGCAUGGCUUCCUCCGACAACGUCGUGCGCGCGGGAUUCACCCCCAAGUUCAAGGAUGUGGAUACCCUAACACAAAUGCUGACCUACUCGUACGCUCCUAUCGAAGAGCAGAAGCUACGUCCUGUGGACUACCCGUACACGGUUUUCAACGCGACGGCUUACUCGAGUGGCUCGUCAUCGCUGCUGUAUGAUCCCCCGAUCGAGGAGUUCAGUGUGGUCAAGACCGACCUGAACCGCAAGGGUGCCAAGGCCACAUUUGGCCCGGUCGCCGGCCCCAGCAUUCUGAUCUGCACUCGUGGCCAGGGCACUAUCACUAUCGGCCAUAAGACCGAGGAGGUUCGAGAGGGCUACGUUUUCUUCGUGGGGGCAGACGCGGAUUGCAUAAUCCAGAACUCUGGUAGCGGAGAAGGCGAGGAUGUUUUUACAACCUACAAAGCGUUCUGCGAGCUGGACGGUGAGAACAAGGCCAAACAAUGA